AUGAAUGUCAACACGAGCACAUUGUGCCGCGUUCCGUCGGCUUUGGCGAAGGUGUCCCUUUCACUCAACGAGUCCCGUCGCUGCGUGACGUCAUCAUCGCGCGUCCCUCCGGAGGCUCCGCCGGUGUUCUGGAGAGUGACCCGUCUCUCUGGUUCUCCUGUUUGGUAUUCGCAGAAGAAGUCUAAGAAGUCAUCGGAGACGUUGACAUUUAAGCGCCCGGAGGGAAUGCACUCUGAACAUCAUUUGACGAUUCUCUCCAUUCGCAGAGACGCCCCUCCGCUGCUCCCCAGCGACACCACUCAGGGCUACCGAACGGUGAAAGCCAAGCUGGGCUGUAAGAAGGUGCGGCCGUGGAAGUGGAUGCCGUUUACGAACCCGGCCAGGAAAGACGGAGCCAUCUUCUACCACUGGAGGCGGGCGUCGGAGGAGGGGAAGGACUACCCCUUUGCCAGGUUUCAUAAAGUAUUACCUGUACCCCUGUAUUAUCGGGCCGGGCAUCGGAGCAUUUUGGCGAGUACGAGUACUCGCCUAAAUACUCGGCACCGAUACCGAUACUAGUAUCGCUGCAUCCCUAAUACUCCAAUUUUUUUCUCUCUGUUUUUACAGAAAAGGUCCACAGAAGACCUGAAAGAUCGUUAUUACAGCAUCUGUGCGAAGCUGGGAAGCAUUCGCGCCACUCCUGGUACAGAGAUGAAGAGCGCGGUGUUCGAUGCCGCUCAUGAACGUCGGAGGAAGGAGCAGCUGGAGAGGCUGUACAGCCGGACACCGGAGCAGGUGUCAGAGGAGGAAUACCUUAUCCAAGAGCUGCGGAAAAUCGAGAGCAGGAAGAAGGAGAGAGAGAAGAAGGCGCAGGACCUGCAGAAACUCAUCACUGCCGCCGACACCACCACCGAACUGCGCCGCGCCGAAAGGAAAGCCACCAAGAAGAAACUGCCGCAGAAGAAGGAGACCGAGAAACCUGCUGUUCCCGAAACUCGAAGCCGCUCUCCUUUUCUCCGCGGGCCUUGUGAUGCCAUGAAACUCCCCAGCUCAGUUGGACAGAAGAAGAUUAAAGCCUUGGAUCAGAUGCUGUCAGAACUCGGAGUAGAUCUUAAUCCGAUGCCGACAGAAGAGAUUGUCCAGAUGUUUAACGAGCUGCGCAGUGAUCUGGUCCUGCUGUACGAACUCAAACAAGCGUUCUCCAACUGCGAGUACGAGCUGCAAAUGCUUCGCCAUCGAUUCGAAGCCUUAUCCAAAUAGGGGGUCACCAGCACGGCGGCGGCGGCGGCGGCGGUGACGACGGAGGGAGCCGGCGUGGAGGGCCUGGCCGCCAUCAGCACAGAGGACAUCAAACUAGAGGGGAAAGAUCCAAUCAUUGACGUCGUUGGCGCUCCGCUGACGCCAAACUCGCGAAAGCGCCGGGAAUCUGCGUCCAGCUCGUCGUCGGUGAAGAAGAUGAAGAAGCCCUGAGGGACUCGGCGAGAUGGCCAGCGAGAAAGUUUGGGCCGGCUCCAGCGUCUCUCC
Messenger RNA from Nanorana parkeri, 1503 nucleotides. RefSeq names its product DNA methyltransferase 1 associated protein 1 (gene DMAP1). The transcript has 12 exons. The record is from RefSeq and is a predicted model, not a curated record. Gene Ontology annotation, biological process: chromatin remodeling; negative regulation of transcription by RNA polymerase II; DNA repair. Gene Ontology annotation, cellular component: nucleus; Swr1 complex; NuA4 histone acetyltransferase complex. NCBI's taxonomy places the organism in Eukaryota, Metazoa, Chordata, Amphibia, Anura, Dicroglossidae. Gene Ontology annotation, molecular function: transcription corepressor activity.